CCUCUGUAAAUCAACUUUCUUUAAAUGAAUGUAAUCUCGCGAGUUUUAUUUUGAAAAUGAUCCCGGAAGUGUUGAUUAACGGUCGCCAAACACAACACCGGUCCAAAGACGGAAGCUGAGACGUUUGACAGGAGACCGCAGAGCCACAUGUGAAGAUGAGCGUGCCGGACUACCUGCAGUGUGCCGAGGACCACCAGACGGUGCUCGUGGUGGUGCAGCCCGUCGGCAUCGUGCCCGAGGACCAGUUCUUCAAGAUCUACAAACGCAUCGCCAGCGUGAGCCAGGUGACCAUCCGGGACUCGCAGCGCCUCCUCUACAUCCGCUACCGCCACCACUACCUGCCGGAAAACAACGAAUGGGGCGACUUCCAGACGCACCGCAAGGUGGUGGGCCUCAUCGCCAUCACCACCUGCGGCCCGGCCAAGGAGUGGCCCCAGACUGCCGAGCGCUUCCACGGCCAGAAGGAGGUGUACAGCUCCACGCUGUACGACUCGCGCCUGCUGGUGUUUGGGAUGCAAGGAGAGAUCGCCGAGCAGCAGCGCACAGACGUGGCCUUUUACCCCGGCUUCGAAGACUGCUCCGAUGUGGAGAAGCGUGUGGAAGAUUUUGUGGAGUCGAUAUUCAUUGUACUUGAGUCCAAGCGGCUCGACCGGGCCACAGACAAGUCCGGUGACAAGAUCCCUCUGCUCUGUGUGCCCUUUGAGAAGAAGGACUUUGUGGGUUUGGACACAGAUAGCAGGCAUUAUAAGAAGCGUUGCCAGGGACGGAUGAGGAAGCAUGUCGGGGACCUGUGUCUCCAGGCGGGCAUGCUGCAGGACGCCCUGGUCCACUACCACAUGUCGGUGGAGCUGCUCAGAGGGGUGAAUGACUUCCUCUGGCUGGGUGCCGCGUUGGAGGGUUUGUGCUCGGCGUCCGUUAUAUUCCACUACCCCGGGGGCACGGCGGGGAAGACGGCAGGACGCAAGCCAAGUGUCUCUCAGCCGUCAGAUGCAGGCAAGCGCCACAGACCAGGCGCACAAGAGGUCCUCAUUGACCCAGGUGCCCUCACAGCCAACGGCAUCAGUGCAGACACCAGCACUGAGAUCGGACGAGCAAAGAACUGCCUGAGUCCUGAGGACAUUAUCGAGAAAUACAAAGAGGCCAUCUCCUACUAUGGAAAGUACAAGAACGCGGGCGUGAUCGAGCUGGAGGCCUGUGUGAAAGCGGUCAGGGUGCUCGCCAUUCAGAAGAGGGCGCGGGAGGCCUCGGAGUUCCUGCAGAACGCGGUCUACAUCAACCUGGGGCAGCUGUCGGAGGAGGAGAAGAUCCAGCGUUACAGCAUCCUGUCCGAACUAUACGAGCUGAUCGGCUUCCAUCGCAAGUCGGCGUUCUUCAAGCGUGUCGCUGCCAUGCAGUGUGUGGCUCCCACCAUCCCUGAGCCCGGCUGGAGGGCCUGCUACAAGCUGCUGCUGGAGACCUUGCCCGGAUACAGCCUGUCGCUGGAUCCCAAGGAUUUCAGCAAAGGGACACACAGAGGCUGGGCUGCGGUGCAGAUGCGCCUCCUGCACGAACUCGUGUACGCCUCGCGUCGGAUGGGCAACCCUGGUCUCUCUGUGCGCCACCUGUCCUUCCUGCUGCAGACCAUGCUGGACUUCCUGUCUGAUCAAGAGAAGAAAGAAGUGACUCAGAGUCUGGAGAACUACACUUCCAAGUGUCCGGGUGGAAUGGAGGUCAUCACCCUUCCCGAUGGCCUGAGGCUCCCUCCGGUGCCCUUCACAAAGCUUCCCAUUGUCCGAUCAGUGAAGCUCCUUAACCUGCCUGUGAGCCUGCGGCCCCACAAGGUGAAAGGCCUGCUGGGACAGAACAUGUCCACCGCCAGCCCCUUCAUCUACUCGCCAAUCAUCAUGCACAACAGAGGAGAGGAGCGCUGCAAGAAGAUAGACUUCCAAUGGGUUCAAGGAGACGUUUGUGAAGUGCAGCUCAUGGUCUACAACCCCAUGCCUUACGAACUUCGAGUAGAGAACAUGGGUUUACUGACCUCCGGGGUGGAGUUUGAAUCUCUGCCUGCUGCCCUGUCCCUGCCUGCAGAGUCUGGCCUGUACCCCGUCACUCUGGUUGGCGUCCCGCGCACAGCUGGCAACAUCACUGUCAAUGGUUACCACACGUCUGUGUUCGGUGUGACCAGUGACUGCCUGCUGGAGGCCCUGUCCAGUGUGAAGACUAGUGGCUGUUUGGUGGAGGUGGUUCCCUCCCUUCCUCGCCUCCAGCUCAGCACAUCCCUGCCACGGUCAGCGCACACGCCCCAGCCCAUGUCCAAAGAAGAGCUGUACAGCACCGUGUCCGUCCAGCUCUUCAACGGAGAGACCCAGCAGCUGACCAUCACCUUGGACAACAUUGGAUCUGAGGACAUCGAGACCCUGGAGCUCACCUCUAAGAUUGUCACCACCAAAGAGAAAGUGUUUGGGGAGUUUCUGAGCUGGGAGCUGGACAAGCCUCUAUCCCACCUGCCCCUGAAGCCGGGCCAGGCUGUGACGCUGAGCGUCAAUAUCAAAGUCAAGCUGGACUUCUCUGGUCAGGAGAGCCUGCUGCAGGACCUGAACGACGAUGGGAUCAGCGUGACAGGCCUGCCAAUCUCCAGUCCGCUGCGCCAAGUCCUCAAACCCAGGACGGAGACCAAGACUGUCGGCAGUGAGUCUGGCAAAGCAGAGUACAGCCACAUCAAGACUUUGGAAGCAGUGUUGAACUUCAAGUACUCCGGGGGAGCGGGCAAAGUGGAGGGCUACUACAGGGAACUGGCACUGGGAGUCCAUGUGGACGUGGAGCCGUCUGUGUUCUUCACCAGAGUCAGCACCCUCCCUGCCACCAGCACCCGCCAGUGUCACCUACUGCUCGACAUCUUCAACCCAACAGAGCACGAGCUCACCGUCAGCGCCAAGAACAACCAGGACCUGGUUCUCCAUGCCAGCGAGUGCCAGAGAAUGGCCAUCCAGGUUGACAAGUUUGACUUUGAGAGUCUGCCACAGCCGGACCAGGAGAUAGCUCGCUUCACUAACCCCAAACAGCUGGAGGAGGAGCGGCAGCACGCCCAGGGCUGCCAGAUCAACAGCAAGCUGGGCAUCUGUUGGAGCAUCCCCUCCCUGCGGCGCUGUGGAGAGGCAAGCGUGGAGGGAGUCCUCAACCAGCUGGUCCUGGAGCACCUGCAGCUUGCGCCUUUGCAGUGGGAUGUGCUGGUGAAUGGGAAGCCGAGUGACUGCGAUGUCAUUGCCGACUGUAAAGUGGGUGACUCUGUGACCCUGGAAGUAAAGCUGACUAAUAUGAGCAAGAGCUCAGUGGGACCCCUGGCUCUGACUGUGGUGCCCUAUCAAGACUUCCAAAAUGGAGUCCAAAACUACGACCUGGAGGACGCUGUCACCUUCAUCGGCUCCAACACCUUCUGCAUUGACACGGUUAAACCCAAAGAAAGCGCCGUCUGUGAGGGAGCCCUGCUCUUCCUCUACACCGGAGAUUUCUACCUAAACAUCAAGUUCCAGGAUGACAGUGCUGGACGAGAGCUUCCCUUGGCCUGGUUCACUCUGCCCAGUGUCCACAUUAGAGCUCUGGACAUCCCGCUGCAAGCCGGGGCCUAGGGUCCCCAUGAACUGCAGCAUUGUGGGCCUGGGUGAAGGAGGGAUGGUUCUGUUGUUAAUGUCUGUAAAUACAAUAUCCAUAUGAGUUGAGUCACUUGUAAAUAUCUUUUGGUUGAAGGUUACAGCAUAUCAACAUGACUUCUGCCUUGGAAGAUUCGAAUUCUUUGUUUGCAGGUCACGAAAAAGCUCACAGGUGUGGGUCAGAAAAGACCCUGAAGCGAAGCUUAGAUCAAAUGCUCCUCGGCUUCGCCACUUUACCGCAUGAGUGUACAGGGACGAGAGAAACGAGGCCAGAGACUGAAGGAAAGGGACAGAGCUGGAGUUCCUGGUGAGCUAAACAUGAGCUCACACAAACACUUCCACACAACACUGCUCUGUGCGUUUCAAGCUCAAGUAACAAUGCCUGCGCUGUUAGUAGUUGGCUGUGGGGGGCGAAUAAAGACCAACCACAUGAACAGUUUAGCAGUCGCUGUCUAAUUCUUUUUGGUUUUUUUCAACUCAGCCAUGGCUCUGUAAAUCGCAAAACAAGAAAAUGGUGCGGACCGCACCACACCACAAUGCGAGUGCAGUUUGUGAACAUCACUCUUUGACACCUUAACAGACGUGCUUGCAGGUAGAAACUCCGCGGUUUUGACCUAGCGGUUAGUGCGUCGCGUCCCGGACUGAGCAGUAAAAUCACAACAAAGAGAGAUCCAAGCUUUCUCCAAAAAUUGCAUACUGCCCCUUUAACAGGUACUUUGCAAAAUUAUAGCCAGUAAGCUAGCUUGGCUCCUGUAGCAGCGACCUGUCACCAGCAAACUAACUAAACUACCCGUUUUCAAAAAGAGACACAACUAGCCACUACGUCGCUGAGCUUCCAGCAGCAAAUAUUUCACAAGGACGUCCAAGAACACUGGGAAUGUGAUCAGCCAGAACUGGUUUGUGUACUCCACAUAUCAAUUCAUUUAUUUGUACUGCUUUUAAGACCUUUUCUUUUGCCUCUGUGCCACCACACUAGAACAUUUCUCAAUUUGACUCUCUCAGACCAGCCACAUCAUUGUGUGCGACAAUAUAAUUGUUGUAAAUAAAUAUGAAAAGGAGA
Molecule: messenger RNA, 4686 nt
Organism: Scophthalmus maximus (turbot)
Lineage: Eukaryota; Metazoa; Chordata; Actinopteri; Pleuronectiformes; Scophthalmidae
Gene: trappc9
Product: trafficking protein particle complex subunit 9
Exons: 23
Coding region: 156-3605 (1149 amino acids)
Cellular component (GO): trans-Golgi network
Source: RefSeq, a predicted model, not a curated record